UAUUAUUAGGGGGUGCACUACAAUUCCAGUUUCCUACUGGGGCAGUCGGUUUUUUGACUCCUGCAGGAACGAGUACGAAAUUGGGGAAGGUUGUCGAAUUGUUCAGCAUCAGCAAUCAAAUUUGCUAAAUUUCCUUGUGUACGCGUGCAUGUCCCUAGAAACUCAGUAAUAUGGCAACGUGGGGUUCGUUGAAAGUGGGCGGUCCCUCCACCACGACCACCACCUGCAGCAGCAAUACGCGCCUUACGCGAACCCCCAGCAAAGGUGGAGUCGCAGGGUUGUUCAGUGACACGCUAACGGCUGCCCUGGGAAAGCGGAAGAACCGUUUCAAGGAAAUCACCGAGGAGCUCAAUCAACGGAUCAACAAGGAGGAAAAGGAUGAGCCCUAUCAGAAGCCACUGUUCAAUACCGAAAAGAUAAAACGCAUCAUGGAACGCGUCAUCGAGAAGCAGUUUGAUGUGGAUGAAGAAGAGAUGCGUUACAUUUACGAUCCAUCCAAGAACUUGCAGAUGUGUCAGAACAUAGCCAAGAUGAUCAAGGAUCGGAUUAAGCACAUGAACUAUAAACGACAUCGCAUCAUCAGUUUGGCUACCAUUGUCGAGAAGCAGCAGCAGGGGGUGCACUACAAGAUGAAGUACAUCUUGGAUCCCAAGAUGGAUGACUACAUUCGGCACUACCACGAGACGCCCCAUUUCUAUGUGAUUGCAACUGUGAUUCUGGUGCACAAGGAUUAGAUUUAUUAGUGAUUCCAUUAUUAGAAUGUUAAGCGUUAUUACAGAAAGUGCUGAACAUGCUAGAAACAAGGUGAAGUUAGUCGUCUUUGAAAUUUGUUCGCGCCAUUGAUAAUUGAUGUCAAUUCAUCUCACUAUUUCGAAUUAA
This is a messenger RNA of Aedes aegypti (yellow fever mosquito), 879 nucleotides long. RefSeq lists its product as uncharacterized. The coding region runs from base 171 to 734 and encodes 187 amino acids. The transcript is spliced from 3 exons. NCBI's taxonomy places the organism in Eukaryota, Metazoa, Arthropoda, Insecta, Diptera, Culicidae. The record is from RefSeq and is a predicted model, not a curated record. Gene Ontology annotation, biological process: microtubule-based movement. Gene Ontology annotation, cellular component: cytoplasm; cytoplasmic dynein complex. Gene Ontology annotation, molecular function: dynein intermediate chain binding.